UGACAAAAAUCAACGGAGGGGAAACUGGGGGGCAGAGUGACGUCACAAGGUUUAGCAACCGGCGCGCUGUACGGAAGAGCGGCGUGUGUUCGCCAUCAUUACUCUGAUAAUAACUCUUUGUGAGACAUCAUGGCCUCAGAUGACAUAGCACAGCUGGCUGAUGCUCUUUCCAAGACCCACGUCGGGGAUGGAGAGCUGAGCUAUAAAGGACUUGGACUGAAGCUGGACAACGCAGCAUCAGUGGAGGAGCUGGUCCGUGAGAUCGAGCAGUACCAGGGCCUGAGAGCGCUGCGCCUGGAGGGCAACACCGUGGGAGUGGACGCAGCACGGGCCAUUGCCAAGGCUCUCGAGAGCAAAGACCAGCUCCAGAGAUGCUACUGGAGUGACAUGUUCACCGGAAGGCUACGCUCUGAAAUCCCAACAGCCCUGAGGUCCCUGGGCAGUGCAUUAAUGAGUGCAGGGGCCAGGCUGACUGAGCUGGACCUGAGUGAUAACGCCUUUGGGCCGGACGGUGUAAAGGGAAUCGAGCAGCUGCUGAAGAGUCCGUCCUGCCAUACCCUGAGGGAGCUGAAGCUCAACAACUGUGGCAUGGGGAUCGGAGGAGGAAAGAUCCUGGCUGAAGCACUGAUUGGGUGCCAUAGACAGUCAUCAGCACACGGAGCUCCACUCAGGCUGAGAGUGUUCAUCGCCGGGAGGAACCGCCUGGAAAAUGAAGGAGCCCGUGCCCUGUCCAGGGCCUUUCAGCUUAUGGGCAGCCUUGAAGAAGUCCACAUGCCCCAGAAUGGUAUCAACUAUGCGGGUGUGAUGGCGUUGGCUUCGGCCAUGCGCCACAACCCAGAGCUCCGUGUCCUCAACUUCAAUGACAACACCUUCACCAAGAACGGAACGCUGGCAAUGGCCCAGGCUCUGAGACACCUGAGGAAUGUACAGGUGAUCAACUUUGGCGACUGUCUGGUCCGCUCUGAAGGAGCCAUCGCCCUCGCUGCAGUCCUCAGAGAGGGACUGCCAAUCCUCAAGGAGCUCAAUCUGUCAUUUGGUGAGAUCACACAAGAAGCAGCACUCGUGGUGGCUCAGGCUGUCACGGACAAACCUCACAUGGAGAAAGUGGAUCUGAAUGGUAACUGUCUGGGAGAGGAGGGCUGCGAGGCACUGAGGGAAGCUAUGGAGAACAUGGACAAAGGAGAUGUGCUGGCAUCACUCAGUGAUGAUGAGGGAGAACCGGAUGAGGAUGAUGAUGAUGGAGAUGAUGAUGAAGAGGACGACGAUGAUGAUGAUGCAAGCGACCACUGUAAUGAAGACGAUGAGGAGGAUGGUGACAUUUUGAAGGAAAAUGGAAUACCAAGAAAAGAAGACAGUCCUGAAAAACCUCAGAGCUCGGCAGAGGUCAUGUCUUUCCUCAGCUGCCCCUCCGCAGAGAAGCUUUUACAGCUGGGAGAGACGAGGACAGACCUGGGGCAACAGGUGGAUGUGUCUGACCCACACAAGGCAGCUGAUGUCUUUCUGAAAAUUGCGUCUUUGUACAAGGAGGAACCAGAGAUCAAGACAGCUGUCCUCGGAACUAUCGACGCCAUGUUAAACAAGCUCCUCUCUGCGUCAGCCCUCCAGUCAUACUGCUUCCUCUCCACGCUGCUGGUCAUGAUUGGACUCCUCAAGGGGGAGAAAAAGAUGAAAAAGGUGUCACUGCUCCCAGGUCAGCUGUUGUGUUUGGAACAUGCCGUCCAGCAGGAUUACUUCCCCCAGCACCAUGCCUCGCUGCUUCACACCUUCAUAUCCAAGAACAGCGAAGCUCUCAAGUCCUGCAGCAGCGCCGGAGAGAGGCUGAGCUCUGCUCUGGAGAAGAAGUGCCAUGACCAACACUGAUCAACCACUGCCAGGACCAACACUGGGACACAGACACACACUGUACUGACAUUCAUCUCUUAACAAACAAAACAGGGAAACUUUACACUUGAACAAGGGACUCUGACGACCACUUAAUGUAUCUCCACUCCUGAUUUGUAUAUUUUAUGAAGGUAGAUUCUCUUAAUUUUUAUUUUUCUACUUGUGACUUAUAUUUUUUUAUAGAAAAUAGACACAAAUAAUAAAAACAUAGAAACACACAUAUCAUUUAACCUUUUGGGUUCAUAAAAAAAAAAAAAAAACUGAUUGUAACCUGGAGUGGAGUCGACAUGGACAACAUAUCGCAUUUAAUGAAAACAUAGCUUCAAAGAUUCUCUGUUAAACAACAUUAAAACGAUGCAUCGGUUUCAGACAAAGCCAUGGAAAUAUCUGGAUUAUUAACAGAUUGAUGUUAUUGCCAGGUCUUGAUAAAAUUGGAAAUUGCACAGUAAGAUUUGGCAGAUAGUUUCAGUGAUUCUGACAAACACGCAGCUGCACAUGUUGCUGUAUUUUUAGACCUGUAUCUCGCACACAUUCGUUGCUAGGCUGUGGAGCUGUGAGACAAUUCAUGUAAAUCACACGGAACAAAAAAACUAUAAAUGCAAUCUAUCAAAUUGAAAAUUUAAGAGCUGCCUUAAAUACAGUUUACUUGACUGGCUGUGUUAAAUGCCAUUUCUUUCGUCGUCGCUUUGACACGAUUUGAUGGGAAGGAAAACAAAUGUUUAGGACAGUCUGUCCAAUCACAAUCACCACUCCGCUGCUCAUAUAGUCCAGUCAAGUCAGAGUACUGUGUGCAUCAGACUGUGAGCAGGAAUGGGCUGCAUGCAGGAGCACCACACACACACACACACACACACACACACACACACACACACACACACACACACACACACACACACCCCUUCCAAAUGAGCCUGAAUACACAAUAUAUGCGUGUGUGUGUGUGCAUCGCCCUGCACUGAGCACAGUCAUAACACUGCAGAGCUCACCUCAGGGGACCACAAUCACCUUUACCCGUUUUUCCUUUUUCAUCUAUAAUCAGUCUUGCCUCAUGUAGCUGUUUAUUUGUCUGUCGUUGAUGUGAUGGAGCAUUUAAGAGAAAUAUGUUGAGAGUGGAAUGCACUUCAAUGCCAUUAAGAUACUCUUCUGAGUAACAACACCACGUGGACUGCAUUUAUAUUGUCAGGAUGUUUGUUAACCUGAAAGCCCUCUCAGAAAUAUAACUCGUUUAACAACCCUG
Messenger RNA from Larimichthys crocea (large yellow croaker), 3118 nucleotides. RefSeq names its product Ran GTPase activating protein 1b (gene rangap1b). The record is from RefSeq and is a predicted model, not a curated record. The coding region runs from base 130 to 1860 and encodes 576 amino acids. Gene Ontology annotation, cellular component: cytosol; perinuclear region of cytoplasm; nucleus. Gene Ontology annotation, biological process: nucleocytoplasmic transport; signal transduction; activation of GTPase activity. Lineage: Eukaryota; Metazoa; Chordata; Actinopteri; Sciaenidae. Gene Ontology annotation, molecular function: small GTPase binding; GTPase activator activity. The transcript is spliced from 16 exons.